AUGCGUUCUACCGAGGAGGCUCACCACGACGCCGUCGGCUUUCUAUGUAGCGUUUUGCUAAGCGAUAAUGUCUUCAGCUUCGACCCUGAACAUUCAAGCUCCCAUUGGAUGAUGAUUAAGAUUGGACUUCACUGUCAAAGCCGGAUCCCUAGUUCCCAUAGGGCUUUCCGCCUAUCUCUCCCGAAGACCAAGUUCGCGGAAGGAGCCAAAGCUAGCCCAGGUACCUAA
This is a messenger RNA of Colletotrichum lupini, 228 nucleotides long. RefSeq lists its product as uncharacterized. The coding region runs from base 1 to 228 and encodes 75 amino acids. Lineage: Eukaryota; Fungi; Ascomycota; Sordariomycetes; Glomerellales; Glomerellaceae. The transcript has 5 exons. The record is from RefSeq and is a predicted model, not a curated record.